Messenger RNA from Cucumis sativus (cucumber), 1166 nucleotides. RefSeq names its product c-Myc-binding protein homolog. Gene Ontology annotation, biological process: regulation of DNA-templated transcription. Gene Ontology annotation, cellular component: nucleus. The coding region runs from base 478 to 804 and encodes 108 amino acids. Lineage: Eukaryota; Viridiplantae; Streptophyta; Magnoliopsida; Cucurbitales; Cucurbitaceae. Gene Ontology annotation, molecular function: transcription coactivator activity. The transcript has 5 exons. The record is from RefSeq and is a predicted model, not a curated record.
UAAAAGGACAAAAGAAAUAAGGUAAGAAUUCAUUCAUAGUCGUUUCUGUAUAAAUAAAUGGAAAAAAAAAAGAAACACUUAAGGGAUGAACUAAGAAUAAUGGUGUCAAAUGCAUUGUUGAGUUUGAAAAUUCGGCCAUGACCUAGAUCAAACCGUGCAAAUUGCAAUGUUUUCUUUAUAAAUUUGUGACGCAGUUAAUGAAAGUAGUAGUAUCAAUAGUGUGAGGAAACCAUUCAAUUUAGGAAAUUCCCAGCAUAUGUAAACAAUUCAGUAAUGUUUUGGGCUAUGAUGAAGCUGAAACUCACCAUCAUGGCCCAAGGGAAUCAAUGGCAGCCGCUGUGCGGGUCAAAACUCAGACAUAUGCAGGCCCCGAAACCAAUAUUCUUGCGGCAAUGGGGACGGAUUCCAUCAAACAAUCAUCAAAUCGAACCCCCAACCAGCAAGCAACUGUGAAGGAGGAACCCCCAUUUCUUCUCAAUGGGACACAAAGAGGAAAAAGAAGCAAAGAAGGAAGCUUUCAGAAAGUAUUUGGAGUCUAAUGGCAUUGUUGAUGCUCUCACCAAAGUUCUGGUUGCAUUGUAUGAGCAAAAUGACAAGCCUUCCUCUGCUCUCGAAUUUAUUCAACAAAGACUUGGGGGUCCAUCUAAAGCUGAAUAUGAGAAGUUACAAUCUGAGAUGGCAGAUUUGCAAGUCAAGUAUGAUGAGCUUCUAGCUACACACAAGGAAACCUGUAAAGAGUCUCUUGAAAUUCAUUGGUCUAUAUUCUGUUGCAGCUGGAAGAACUUAAAUGCUCACAUAACAUGACUGUAACAUCUACUAAGGAUACCACUGAUGAUGAGGAGGAGAAUGAUAAGCUAUGAAGGACGAAUGGAACUGCACAUAGGAGGUUGAUGGAUUUUCUGUAUAGUAGCCAAGAAAAAAAUGUGAUAUCUUAUUCGUUAAAGGUAUGUGAAGACCUUACGCUAUGCAUGUUUAAAGAGGAAAAAGGAAAAUAUUUGCUAAAUAGUUGGAUUGUAUGAGGUGUGUAUCUAUCUUUUUACCUUUUAUUUUUUGACUAUGUUUGCGUUGAAAACUCUCACUUUAGUAUGCGUGGUGAUGUUUCAAUGUUCAUUUGAAAAUGUAACUGACGAUAAUCUUUGUUGCUGAAACUGCCAUCUUUCAAAGAA